This is a messenger RNA of [Torrubiella] hemipterigena, 822 nucleotides long. NCBI's taxonomy places the organism in Eukaryota, Fungi, Ascomycota, Sordariomycetes, Hypocreales, Clavicipitaceae. The record is from the annotation of a GenBank genome assembly.
AUGUCUCAUUCUCACGAGGGCGUCUCACACUCACACGACGGCGGCUUCAAUGCCCAAGAGCACGGCCACUCGCACGAAAUCCUCGACGGCCCAGGAAGCUACGUCGGCAGAGAGAUGCCUAUUGUCGAGGGCCGUGAAUGGUCCGACAGAGCCUUUACGGUUGGCAUUGGCGGACCCGUCGGCUCAGGCAAGACGGCGCUGAUGCUCCAGCUCUGCCUAACCCUGCGAAAGGAAUACUCACUCGCCGCUGUAACAAACGACAUCUUUACCCGCGAGGAUGCCGAGUUCCUCACUCGCCAUGCGGCCCUGCCUCCCGAGCGCAUCCGAGCCAUCGAGACCGGCGGCUGCCCCCACGCCGCUGUCCGCGAAGAUAUAUCCGCUAACCUGGCUGCUCUGGAAGACCUACACCGUGAGUUCUCGGCCGAUAUUCUUCUUAUUGAAUCCGGUGGCGACAAUCUGGCUGCCAACUACAGCCGCGAGCUGGCCGACUUUAUCAUCUACGUUAUCGAUGUCAGCGGCGGCGACAAGGUCCCUCGUAAGGGUGGCCCUGGUAUCACACAGAGCGACUUGCUUAUUGUAAACAAGACGGAUCUUGCGGAGGCUGUUGGCGCCGACCUCAGUGUUAUGGAGCGAGACGCCAGGAAGAUGCGAGAGGGCGGCCCUACAGUCUUUGCCCAGGUUAAGAAGGGUGUCGGCAUGGAUCACAUUGUCAACUUGAUCCUGAGCGCAUGGAAGGCCAGCGGCGCUGAAGAGGAGAGAAGAACACAAGGCGGACCGAGACCUACCGAGGGAAUUGAGAAGCUGGAGAACCCCAGUGCCUAG